GCGUUGUAACAACGUUCUCCUCGCUGUCCUGACCGUCACCUCCUCGCGGUGCGGACCUCCCUAACAGUGAGCGGAGUCUGACUCUCGUUUCAUCCUUGUCGGGCUGAUUCGCUAUCGUGUUACCUUCCACCAGCGAUGCGUCCCUCAUUACCCCGCCUAGUGAAGGUCGUCCCCAAGAGCCAGCUCGUGCAGCAGGGCAUCCCGCUCAAGCGGGCGAUACCAGAGCCAGUGCGCUCGGACAUCAAGCAGCCAUCGCUCAUCGAGGUGCUCUUGAAGCGGAAGGCGGACGCAGGCGAAAACUACCCAUCGAACAUCCGGAUAGAGCCCGAGCUGAAGAUGGCACACUUCAGGCGCUUCCCGAAGGAAGUUGGGAUGGAGUUGAAGGAGAUGGCUCGGGAAAAGUGAUGCUGUGGGGGUCGAUAGUUUGAUCG
This is a messenger RNA of Fomitopsis serialis, 431 nucleotides long. RefSeq lists its product as uncharacterized. Bases 136 to 405 code for a protein of 89 amino acids. NCBI's taxonomy places the organism in Eukaryota, Fungi, Basidiomycota, Agaricomycetes, Polyporales, Fomitopsidaceae. The record is from RefSeq and is a predicted model, not a curated record. The transcript has a single exon.